This is a messenger RNA of Ipomoea nil (Japanese morning glory), 2851 nucleotides long. Its product is annotated as pentatricopeptide repeat-containing protein At1g62720-like. Gene Ontology annotation, molecular function: protein binding. The transcript is spliced from 4 exons. Bases 341 to 2476 code for a protein of 711 amino acids. NCBI's taxonomy places the organism in Eukaryota, Viridiplantae, Streptophyta, Magnoliopsida, Solanales, Convolvulaceae. The record is from RefSeq and is a predicted model, not a curated record. Gene Ontology annotation, cellular component: chloroplast.
CUCCUUUACCGCUUAUCUCACUCUAUACGAACACAAAAACGAUGUCAAUUGAAGCUCCAUAGCUGAGUACCGCCACUUCUAGCUGGUAGAAAGCUAACAGUCCGCCGGGGAAGGAAGAGCAGCUCGAAGUGGCGGUGCUCUUUUUUUUUUUUUUUUUUUUUAAAUAAAUUUUCUGAUUAUUCUUUUGUUAUGUUGCUCAUUCCAAUCUGUGCUGGUACGUUUUGGGUUUUCCUCAGUCUUAUUGAACAGUGAUUUGGGUAUGAUGUUAUGUGGGCUGCUAUGGGGAGGCCUGUUCUGUUGUGCAAUCACAAUAAUUUCUCUAUAGCUCAAGGUUUUGCUUAUGGGUCUGCCUAUAUUUCCAAAAAGAUCCUCUUUUUAUUUCAUAUUUGUGGGGUUGCGAGAAUUGGGUGUUUUUGGGAGGAAGAAAAUCGUUGUAGAAAGAGGGUAUUGUCGAAAUUUUGGUGGUGUUUCGUCCGCUUUAGUAUUGGAUGAUUCUGAUUCUUGCUCAAAUGGUGAAAGCAGUGGGGAAUAUGAGCCAAUUGUUCCGAUUAUUUCGAGGAAAAGACUGCAUAGGUGCAAGGAGCUGGGACUAUGUUCUGUUGUUUUGAGGGUGUACAAAUCAUUGAGCUGGGAGGUAGCUAGAGAUAUUCGUUUCGAAAGAGCAAUGGAAAGGUAUGGGCUUUUCGAAUCGAUCACCGCCUUUAAGAUGCUUGUGCAUAUUUUUGCAUAUGUUGGAAUGCGUAUGGAAAUGUAUGCCUUGCUUAAAGAUAUUGUUUUCUAUUUCCAGAAGGCUGGGUUUGAAUUAGAUAAGCUUCUCCCGCAUUUGCUCAAUUCACCUAAUAAUGCAAAAAUAUCAGCUUUUGUGGUUGAUGUUCUUAUCAAGGUUUUUGCUGCGAAUAAAAUGCUUGAAAAUGGAGUCAAUGCAUACUUCUAUGCUAAGAAACGUGGGCUUAGAUUAAGUAAUUUCUCGUGCAACUUCUUGCUGAAAUGCUUGGCAGAAGCGAGCAGGAGGGAGCUUCUUCGAGCUUUGUUUGAAGAGAUGAAGCAGUUUGGACCAUCGCCCACUGUUUAUACAUACACAAUUAUGGUGAGCUUCUAUUGCACGCAUAAGGUGGAUAUAGAAGAAGCGGCCAAUAUUAUGGAGGAAAUGAUUACUAGAGGGAUUAGCCCAUCUGUUGUAACACAUAGUGUUUAUAUCCAUGGACUAUGUAGAGCUGGAUGUGUUGGCUGUGCUUUGAAUUUCAUUCGAGACUUGAGGCAUAGAAAUCAACUACUAAACGCUUAUUGCUAUAAUGCUGUUAUUCAUGGAUUAUGUGAAAAGGGUGAAGUAGUUGAAGCUAUGAAUCUUUUCGAAGAAAUGAAGAGUUGCGGAGUUCCACCAGAUGUAUACAGCUAUAGUAUUUUGAUUGAUGGGUUUUCCAAAUGCGGGAAUGUUGAGAAAGGUCUUUGUUUAAUAGAGGAGAUGGAAGAUAGGAGCAUAAAACCAUCGCUUAUUAGCUAUAGUUCACUCUUAGAUGGUCUUUGCAGAUCGGGACUGAAGGAAACAUCAAUUAAUUUGUUUUAUAAGUUAGAGGAAUUUGGAUAUAAGCAUGACCGGGGUGCAUACCACAUCUUAAUAAAUGGACUUUGCUUGCAGGGUGAUUUGGUCUCGGCUCAUAAGCUCUUAGAGGAGAUGAUCAUCAAGAACUUGACCCCCAAUAUCUUUACCCUCAAUUCUAUUGUUAAUGGUUACUGUAGUGAAGGGCAUAUAAUGGAAGCUUUGCAUCUCAUUGAUGAGACAAGAGGCCAAGGCGUUAUUCCUAAUCUCCAUACAUACAAUGCAGUAAUUAAUGGGCUGUGCAAAGAAGGUAACUCAGAGAAGGCACUGGAAGUAAUACCGUUAAUGCUUAAGAUGAAUAUAUUACCCGGUGUUGUAAAUUAUAGCACUCUUAUUAAUGGUUUUGCUAAACAGUUAAACUUCCGGAAGGCCUUUCUGCUGUUCACAAGAACGCUAAAAGUUGGGGUUACACCGGACAGAACCAUGUAUACCAUUAUCAUUAAUAUGUUAUGCACGAUGGGCAAGGUGAACGAAGCCUAUAAACUUUUUAGGGAAAUGGGCUUUGAGGGAUUGAAUCAUGACAAUAUCUCUUACACAUCUAUUAUAGCCGGAUUUUGUAGAGUUGGAGAUAUGAACAAAGCAUUGGGAUUGUUUGAAGACAUGAAAAGAAGAGAAAUCUUGCCUUCUGGUGUUACGUAUACUUGUCUAAUAGAUGGGUUUUGCAAGGUCAAUCGUAUCGAUAUGGCCAACUGGUUGCUAGAUGAGAUGAGAAGGCAGAAUGUGUGUCCGGAUAAGGUUACUUAUACGAUUCUGAUACGUGCAUACUUCAGACUUGGACAAGUGGGUAGGGCUAAUGAGCUGUUUGACCAAAUGAAGAAGGAAGGCAUUGUUUCAAGCGACUUAUUCAAAGAUGAAAGGCGAAAAAUUGGAGGAAGCUAGUUCAACGAUGAUAUGUAGCAUUUGCUACUAAGUUCAGUUGAAAGGAAGGUGCUUUGUGUACUAGCCACAAAAGCAUUAAUACCCUUGCCUGUUGAAGAUCAAGGCAUCGAACUGCUACACUGACUUGUUGAUCAAAUGAACAGUGCAUUCUGUUACGUGAACGGAUACAUCAGCAUAAAGAUGUUAAGAGACAAAAAUAGAACCAGCAUGUAUACUUUCUCUUGACCAUCCAGAAAAGGAAAUGUAGAGGCCCAUGAUUUAAAUCUUUCUUGAACCAACUCCCCAUGGAUGGAUAAUGGGUGUGCUCAGUAAAUAGCUUAUAACUGAUUGGGUUAGUGGGUUUGACUAGUUGAUAGCAUUAGCUGAUUGUAGAAA